Molecule: messenger RNA, 555 nt
Organism: Arabis nemorensis
Lineage: Eukaryota; Viridiplantae; Streptophyta; Magnoliopsida; Brassicales; Brassicaceae
Source: the annotation of a GenBank genome assembly
AUGGAAGAUAAUGGUCAUUCUCAGUCCUCUUUUGAAAAACCUUUGAAGCGGACAAAGGAGACUGCAACUGCUGCGUAUGAAAAGCGUGUUGAGCAUCUCAAAUCAGUCAUCAAAUCUUGUGGGAUGAGUAUUGCUCCUACCAUUUACAGGAAAGCCAAGCAGGUUCCUGAAGACAAACGCGAGGCUACUUUAGUGAAAGAACUUGAGCAGAUACUUGCCAAAGAAGGGCUGUCUUCAGAUCCUUCAGAGAAAGAGAUCAAAGAAGUAAAAAAAAGGAAGGAUAGAUCAGAGGAGCUUGAGGGUAUUGAUACAACCAACAUUGUAUUGAGUUCAAGGAGAAGAUCUACUACAAGUUUUGCACCUCCUCCAAAGCCAAAAAUAACAGAGGAAAGCGAGAGCGAGAGUGAAGAGUCUGAGAAUGGAGAGGAUAAUGAAGACGAGGAAGGUAACGAUAAAGCUGAGGAAGGAAGCCAAAGCAAAGAAGAAGCUGAGGAAGGAAGCCAAAGCGAAGAAGAACCAAACAAUGAGGAUGACAGUGCAGAGGAAAGUGAAUGA